Messenger RNA from Trematomus bernacchii (emerald rockcod), 3046 nucleotides. It is a transcript of the gene dqx1, whose product is annotated as DEAQ box RNA-dependent ATPase 1. Gene Ontology annotation, molecular function: RNA binding. Gene Ontology annotation, cellular component: intracellular anatomical structure; spliceosomal complex. Lineage: Eukaryota; Metazoa; Chordata; Actinopteri; Perciformes; Nototheniidae. The transcript is spliced from 12 exons. Bases 328 to 2733 code for a protein of 801 amino acids. The record is from RefSeq and is a predicted model, not a curated record.
GCAGCACGAGGUUUGACAGCUACAGAAACAAACAUGGCGGAUGCUAGCUAGCUCAACGGUCCAACAUUAACGUCUUUUAUUUGAAAUUAACAGCUGUCAGGAAAUAACGAAGGACGGUACCGAUUCUCAGAGAGACACCGUGAACAACUGACCUCCAUACUUUACCUUUACCGGGUUUUUAUUCAGCAGUUGUCCGGUGUGUAGAGGCGGUUUGUUAGCUUCGGGAGAAACACAACAACAGAGCUGUCUUCCUCCUCUCUGCCCUCAUGUUUAACAGGUAACCUCAAGCUUCUCUGUGAACUUCACCACUUCCCCACUUCCCUGAGGAUGUCUUCUCCUCCAGAAAAGCCUCUGCAAACGUCCCUCUCUGCCCUGGACUCUCUCUCCAUAUCCUCCCUCAUGUCUGGAGAUCUGGAUGAUGAUGGCGGUGAUGGAGGAAGAGAAGAAGAAGGAGGGGAGGAAGAGGAAGGAUUAAGCGACCUGGAGGUGAACCCUUACGAUGGUUUGCCCUUUUCUUCACGGUACUACGCCCUGCUGGAGGAGAGGAAACAGUUCCCAGUGUGGAGGCUGAGGCAAAGUCUGCUGGAGAACAUGGAGAGCCACAACAUGCUGCUGCUCAGUGCAGCCAGCGGGACGGGGAAGAGCACCCAGGUUCCUCAGUGGUGUGUGGAGUACGCUCUCUCCUAUGAGUUCUCUCAGGGUCUGGUGUGUUGCUCUCAGCCUUCUUCAGUGGCGGCGGUGAGUCUGGCUCUGCGUGUGGCCGAUGAGAUGGACCUGAGUCUGGGCCUGGAGGUGGGAUACAGCGUGUCUCAUGACGACAGCUGCACACCCGACACCCUGCUCAGGUUUAUGAGUGACACCCUGCUGCUGGAGGAGAUGAUGUCGGACCCCCUGCUGCAUCAGUAUGGUGUCGUGGUUUUGGACGAGCUUCAGGAGCGCACCGUGCCCACAGACGUGCUUCUGGGUCUGCUUUGUGACGUGUGUCGUCAGAGACCCCAAAACUUCAGGGUGGUUCUCCUCUCUCACCCCUCACUGGCCCCUCGUCUCUCUGCCUUCCUGGGUCCAUCGGUUCCUCACCUCUCCCUGGACACCGUGCUCUCUGACCCCCCUGGUGAUGAGCAGGAGGAGGGUGGAGAGGUGGAGGGGGAGGAGAGGAAAGCUGUGGAGGUGAACAAGGUGGAGACGGUGUAUCGGGAACUCUCUGCUGGGAAGGAGCCGGCGACGGCUGCAUGUCACAUGGUGCUGGAUCUGCACCGCAGGGGGGAGGAGGGAGAUGUGAUGGUGUUUCUGGCCAGUGCACAGGAAGCAGAAGUGUGUGCAGCGCUGCUGGAGAAGGAGUGUUUGGCUCUGAGUCCUCAGCUCGGUUCCCUCAGGAUUCUCUCUCUGCAUUCUGGACUGGGGAGUCUGACUCAGAGGGUUUAUGAAUCCCACCCUGAAGCGUCUGCUCUGGGGGAGAAAGACAGCUCUGAGGGGGUCAAGAGGAAGGUGGUCCUCUGUGAUUCACUCGCUGAGGCGUCCUUCUCCCUGCCUGCCAUUCGAUACGUCAUAGACACAGGCCUUCAACUAAAAAAUGUUUACAACACACAGAUACGAGCUAACUCACAGGUGAUGAGAACGAUCAGCAAACACCAGGCCGACAUGAGAACUGAAAGGGUGAACAGCCGUCUGCCAGGUCUGUGUCUCCGUCUCUACCCCCAGUCUCUGUACGAGGGGAUGGAGGAGGCUCAUCGUCCGGGGGUAGAGGAGGAGAACCUCAGCCACCUGGUGCUGCUGCUCAAGAGGCUGGAUAUCGCAGACAUGGGGCAGUGCAAGUUCCUGGACAGACCAGCCCCUGAGGCUCUGAUGCAGGCUCUGGAGGAUCUGGACUACCUGGCGGCGCUGGAUGAUGAUGGUAAUCUGUCUGAAGUUGGCAUCAUAAUGUCGGAGCUUCCCUUGGAGCCGCCUCUGGCCAAAGCUCUGAUCGCUGCCUGCGAGUACGACUGUGUGGACGAGCUGCUCACUAUCGCUGCCAUGCUCACAGCUCCGUCCUGCUUUGUGACAGUGGAGCCCAGCAGAGAGGAGGCGGUGUCUCAGUGGAAACCCCUGAUGCACGCAGAGGGAGACCACAUGACUCUCAUCAACAUCUAUAGCACCUACCUGGAGAAUCACCAGGACGAGGCGUGGUGCACGACAAACUUUCUGAGUCACGCAGCCUUACGAUUGGCUGUGGUGAUCAGGGCGGAGCUUCUGGAGGUGAUGCAGAGAAUAGAACUUCCUGUUUCUCCGCCUGAUUUCGGAUGCCAGGACAACUGCACCAACAUCAAGCGUGCUCUCAUCUCAGGCUUCUUCCUCAAGGUGGCUCAUGAUGUGGACGGCUCAGGGAACUACCUCCUGCUGACUCACCGCCACGUGGCUCACCUGCACCCCUUCUCCUCCUACCUGAGUCUCCAGCCGUGCCCCGCCCCCCCCAGCUGGGUCCUCUACCACGAGUUCACCAUCUCCUGCGACAACUGCAUCCGCAUCGCCUCCGAAGUGCACCCUCAGAUGCUGGUGGAGCUCUCCCCUCAGUAUUAUUUGGGUAAUCUGCCCCCCAGUGACGGCAGAGAGCAGCUGAUGGAGCUGAGGCAGAAUCUGGAGCCGCCCUCAUACGACACGGGGGUGACUGCAGAGGAUUACAACAGGAUGCUCAGAGAAGUAGAAACUGAAAGUGAACCUCACACUGAGUCCAAUACUGACCUCUGUGUGGUCCAAUGAGAGGGAAGAGGAGGCGGGGCUUCUCAGGAGAACACGCUCGUCGUCACGCAGCUGUCACUUUAUCUCAGAUAUCUUUUUGAUGAAUUAUCCUGAAAUCUCAUUUAAGGUUUAAACCAGGGGUCAUGGUCAGGGGUCAACUCAUUUUAGAAUAUAAUAUACAAUGGGUGUAAUUGUACAUGUCGCUUUACAGAAGCCCAUAAACUACAUGUCCCACAAUGCAUCUCAGUUUGUGACAUGCGCACUGGAGAGACUUGCAAUUAUUUGCCCUAGACUUCUGCUUUCAGACGUAGUUAAUUAUGAAGUUAUUACCAGA